AUGGAUGACCUGAGUGGCCUGAGUUGGUCUGCCGGCUCAUCCAAUGCCCCCCAGAAACCCCCGCCCAUGAGCUCUAGCUCGUUAUUUCCCAAUGUGAGGCCAGCUAACCCCUCCGGCCGCUCUACACCCCUCUCCGCCUCGUCUACCGCGUCCAAUCCGCCGACCAAGUCUGCGACCCCGGAUAAGGACAGCUUCGCAAAUCUCGUCUCGUUCAAUUCGUCAAAUCCCAACAAGAAUGUCCCUCUCAUUGAGCAGCAAAGGCGACUACAAGAAGAGAGAGCUAGGAAGGAGGCGGAGAAUCGAUCUCGAUUUGAGUCGCAGUACGGAGGGCAGAACUCUCAGUUUUGGGAUAGUUUCGAGAAAGGAGGGAGUGGCAAUUCAAGUGGAUUCGGAGCUACGCCUACCCUGCAGAAGCCGCAGUCUCCCGACGAAGAUGAUAUUCUCGCCGCCUUUGACGCCUCAGCCCCCGUGGACGCAUCUACCCACUUCCCCAUUCCAAGCCCGUCGCCUUCGCCGCAGGUCGGAACAAGCUCGCCACAACUUACUACCAAUGGAGCGUCGUCGGCGCCUCCGGCCGCGAGUGGAAUGGACUUUAUGGAUGACGACGACCCGUUCGGUCUCAACCAAUUGAAACCCAAGCAGCAAACACCCCCGGCGCAGCCUGCCCCAACUAACGAUGACGAUGACGAUUUUCUCGGCUUGCUGGGCAAGCCCGUGUCUGAACUUCCUCCGAAGCCACCGGCCAAAUCGCCCACCCCUCCGUCUACACGCGAAAGUCCCCCUCCUCCCCCACCUUCCAAGGGAUCCAGCGGGAUUGAUCGCGCCGUCGCUGAGCUUGUGGAUAUGGGUUUCCCAGUAGACAAAUCGGUACAAGCAUUGCGCAUGACCCCGACGGGCACCGAUAUACAGGCUGCUGUCAGCUUACUGCUCACCCAAGCGCACGAGGAGUCUCAGCAGAGGUCGAGGAAUCGACCCCCGCCUGACGAUCUCCAUCUAGAUCAUUCCGGCCGGAGCAGAGACCAGAGCGCGAGAUCGGAUCGCAAUGUUCCGUCAUGGAUGCAACAAGAACGCGCCCAUACGCCCCGAAGCCGCAGCAACAACCGGAGCCCCAUGUCUGCAGACAAGGACCCGGCGCAGGUCGCAUCGGCUUUCGGAAACAAUCUACUGAAGACCGCCAAUUCUUUGUGGAAAUCAGGCAGCAAGAAGAUGCAGCAGGUCGUCCAGGACUUCAACACGGAGCAGGAUCCUAAUCAGCCUAAGUGGCUAAGAGAGGCUUCCAUGCACGAGGAGCCAUUCCCCGAUGACCGUCGCCAGGCUCCGGCUCAGCCUUCUCGCGCGCCGCCUGCGGAAUUCACCAACGAAGCUUUGCUUCUGGAAUCUGGAGGGGACCCGCGUGCAUCGCGCAGAUCGGAUAGAUCGCAUGAAGCACGACCUCCGCCUCGAUCGGACAGCGCAAGCUUCCGCAGCCAACCGUCCCCGCCUGUCGGUGAAAGACGCGCGCAACAGCCGGCGUUCCUACGAGAGCAUAUUAAGAUCGAGACAAGGGACCCUCGAGCGCGCGUGUCCAAGACAGUCGUCGAACAGCAGUCCACACAGGCCUAUGUUUCUCCUGCUCGGAGGAAACGACCUGCCGCACCGUCCCCUGCUCCAGAGCCCGCCGUGGAUUUGUUUGACUCUCCCGCUCCGUCAUCAAGUGUUGAACGACCCAAGCCGGCGUCAUCACCGGCGCAGGCGCAACCUUCACGAUCUUCGACCCCCGCCAAACCCCUGCCUUCACGGCCGAAGGCUCUUCCCCCCCGGGCUGUUCUUCCCUUGUCUCAAGAGGCGCUUUCAUCCACCCACCGUCAUAAGGACAAGGGUGCCGAAUCAUACAAGAGAGGUGAUUACGGCUCCGCUCACGAGUCGUUCUCAACGGCCCUCAGCAUGCUGCCGGGAAAACACCCCCUCACCAUUAUCAUUCGCAGCAACCGUGCCAUGACCGCUCUUAAAAUCGGCGAGCCGAAGGUCGCCAUUAGUGAUGCCGACAAUAUUCUAGAGGUAAUUGGACCUUCCAAGGGAGAAGCAGAGAGCAUCGAACUUGGAAACGGCGAACCCAACAAACCCAUGAAGGACUUCUUCGGCAAGGCUUUGAUGCGCAAAGCGGAAGCCCUCGAACAACUGGAGCGCUGGGUCGAUGCGGCCCAGUCGUGGCGACAGGCGGUCGAAAAUGGCUACGGCGGUAGCACGAGUAUCCAAGGACGCAAUCGAUGCGAGAAGGCCGCGGGAAUCAACAAGCCGACACCAAAGCCCUCGGCACCGGCACGUCGACCCGCUGCUCCUGCUCCCAAGAGACCGUCUGAGUUGGCCGAUCUGCAGGGCGGAUCCGCGUCCUCUGGCAUGGACUCGGCGGCUGUCAGUCGUCUUCGAGCGGCCAACCAAGCAGCCGAUAAAGCCGACGAAGAGAAGUUCGCUCUCACCGAGUCGGUCGAUGCCCGUUUGGCCGCAUGGAAAAACGGAAAGCAGGAUAACCUCCGAGCCCUAUUGGGUAGUCUGGACACGGUUCUCUGGCCCGAAUCUGGGUGGAAGAAGAUCAACAUGUCGGAAUUGAUUAUGCCCAACAAGGUCAAGGUGCAGUAUAUGAAGGGGAUUGCCAAGGUGCACCCAGACAAGAUAUCCACCGCUGCCACGACCGAGCAGCGCAUGAUUUCCAGCGCCGUGUUUGGAGCCUUGAACGAGGCUUGGGAUAAGUUCAAGAAGGAGAACAAUCUAUAA
Messenger RNA from Aspergillus affinis, 2751 nucleotides. Its product is annotated as UBA/TS-N domain protein. The record is from RefSeq and is a predicted model, not a curated record. Gene Ontology annotation, cellular component: intracellular membrane-bounded organelle; cytoplasm; vesicle. The transcript is spliced from 2 exons. Gene Ontology annotation, biological process: clathrin-dependent endocytosis; clathrin coat disassembly. Gene Ontology annotation, molecular function: clathrin binding. The coding region runs from base 1 to 2751 and encodes 916 amino acids. Lineage: Eukaryota; Fungi; Ascomycota; Eurotiomycetes; Eurotiales; Aspergillaceae.